AUGUUGAAGCGCCUGUCGAAGGCUUCCCGGAGCGGGUCUGGGACGACCCGAGGCUCGCAUCCUGCGUGGGAAGAGGCGGGGAGCACGAAUCCAAACACGCCGGUCGUGGAAGACCCUGGAGGGGCGGGAAGCGCCUCGACCGCAGCUCAGAAGGGGACCGGCGCGGGGGUUCCGGGCCAGUCGGCCCGCGGCGUGACCAGGGACGGUAGCGGCGAGCCGGCGAGUCUCCGGAACGCGCCCGGAGAUGGAGAGCCGAAGAAGCGACACUCGCGCACAGGCAGCAAGUUGUUCUCGCGCCUCACCUCGAAGGUAUCGCGGUCCGUUUCCGCGUUGCUCCACGGCGACUCGGGCCCUGCGGAGGCAUCCGCAGAGGAUGCGAAAGGCCAAGCAGACCGCACGCGGUCGGACGGGCAGUGUCGCGAACCCGAGGCAGAAAAGAGUUCCGCGAGCGGAUCGGCAGAGGCCGGCGAAGCGGCGCUGACCCACGAACCGUCCCUCCCGCAAAAGAAAAAGUUCCACAUUCCCCAUCCCCACCUUCCCGGGCACAUCCGGAACGCAGCGAGACCCCACAGCGGUCAGCCAGGCGGCUCGGGCCUGUCGGAGGGCGCCGAGGGUUCGCACGGCGUCGUGCACAAAAUGCAUCCCUCCCACCUGCCGCACUUGCAUUUACGAGGCGCGGGAAUCCUCGCCCACGCCCGCGACGAGGCACACAGCGGCCAGGCGCAGAACGAGGCGGAUUCGAGUGCGGGGGGCGUCGUACUCCUGCAACAGCUUCACCAGGCACACGAGCGCGCGAGGAAAAUCGUAGAGCAAAGCCGCAAACAAAAGGAAGGACUCCUGCAACGCGCGCGGCGGGAAGUCGAACAAGAGGCGACGAAACUCCGAGAAGAAGCGGAGAAAGAGUUCGAAGCGUCGGCAGAGACCGAACAGCAGGAGGACGCGGCGUUUAUCGCGGAGACGAACAACGAGGAAGUCGACGUCGACGUCUCUCCGGAAGUGAUGGAUCGUGCCGUCCACUUUUGCAUUGACCAGGUGAUGUGCGUGGACGUGGAGCUGCCCGAGGAACUGCGCAAGCGCCUUCCUGUCAUCAAAGCGCAUCCGCCGACGUUCUUCCGGAAGAGUUGCGCGUCGCAGUACCCGACAACCCGCGGCGGCAAGGGAGAGCCGGCGAUUUUGAAGGCGGCGCUGGAGCACUCGUACCGCCAGAGCUUUAACCAGAGCACAGCCCACUACGGCUCCUUUGUCGGCCAAGACAAUGACGGGUACCGAGGCCCCGGUCUGAGCAACCUGAGUGGCUCCGACGGCUCGCGAGAGGCGAAGAAGGACGUCUACUCAGCCAUCCUCGGAGACCAUGCGUGGAACGACGACGAGUUCCACAUCGACCUGCCGGACACAGCGGAGCAGUCCCGCGGGGACGACAGUUGGUGGGGCUCAGGGCGACGCCGAGACGGAGAAGGCUUCUUCCGCCGCGGCCAACAGGCCUUCUGCCAAGGCUGCUGGCCAGCGGUGUCCUCUUGA
This is a messenger RNA of Neospora caninum, 1518 nucleotides long. RefSeq names its product putative vacuolar (H+)-ATPase G subunit domain-containing protein. Gene Ontology annotation, biological process: proton transmembrane transport. The record is from RefSeq and is a predicted model, not a curated record. NCBI's taxonomy places the organism in Eukaryota, Apicomplexa, Conoidasida, Eucoccidiorida, Sarcocystidae. The coding region runs from base 1 to 1518 and encodes 505 amino acids. The transcript has 4 exons. Gene Ontology annotation, cellular component: vacuolar proton-transporting V-type ATPase complex. Gene Ontology annotation, molecular function: proton-transporting ATPase activity, rotational mechanism.